UGAUAGUAGGAUAUAUGGGAGAUUUUGUAAAUAAAAUAUUUGCUUGGGUAUCUGUUCUUUCCUUACAUAUAAUUUUAAACUGGCUCGAUAAGGCCCAUCAUCAUCAUUAGCAUAAUUAAGACAUUCGAAAUCAGCUAUAAUAGCGCUUGCACGCAGCGCUUGUACAGGGCCAUGUGCAUUUGUGCAAGAACCAUGUUAUAUGUUGAGAAAAGUUUAAACUCUUUGUUUGUAACCUAUACCACCAUUCAAAGUAGGGACUUAUAUGUCAGAACGACAAUAACUGCCAACACUAGCUGUUUGUUUUGAAAUCGUAAUUCACAAACAACCAAAUGGUAUCAGUGAUCUAUUUAACCUGGUCAUCGUUCAACAACAUCCGUCUGCUGCUGAUGGCGAGCAAGCCCAUAGUGAUGUUCUACCUGAUCUGGCUGGUGAACACCUCGGAGAGCAUCCGCAGCGAGGAGGGCUCGCUGCUGGACCUCGUGUGCUGGCCGGACGGCAACGCCAUCCCGGUCAUCGUCGCGUGCGUCGGCAUUAUUGCCGUCAUUAUACAGAUUUAUGGAUUGUACCAACUGUUCAAGGCUGGUUUGCCUAGAGUGGAGUACAACGUCACCAGUGGCCUCUUCUACUACAUAUGGGCGCUAAUUAUAAUUAUUAUUUUAUUUCUGGCGGUUAUGUUUUACUCAGGCCUGCAAACUACUAUUAUUAGAGCUAAAAUAAAAGGUGGUAUCACGAAAGCCAUGCUCCUUUACGCCAGCCACCUGCCAUCCAAAGUAGCAAUUGACCAGCUGCAAACUCACUUCCACUGCUGCGGACGAGUGCAGUACCAGGAGUGGUUCUACAUACCCUGGUACACCUCCGGGGCUAGCGGCAACGUCGUCUUAUUAAAGAGUUCGCUGCAGUCUACCCACAAGUUCGUCAGCGAUAACGUGCCGUACAGCUGCUGCUCUAUGGACGUGAUGCAGCCGUGCGUGCACCACAGGGUAGCCCACGAGGACACAGUUUAUAAGUAUAACCCACGGGAAAAACUGACAAUAUGGGAAGCUGGUUGUGAGGAGAAACUAAUAAACGAAAUGAUGACGAUUUCGUGGCGGCUUAACGCAGUGAUGGGGCUUAUUACAGUAGCCAUGGUAAAUACUUAUGUAUUUAGUGUUAUAUCCGAGAUUUUCCAAGGCAUAGCGGUGCGAUACCUCCACACGGCCUACAGAAGCGGGCUACACAUCGGCAACCAAGUAGCCUGCGAAGCCUACUUACUUCGCUCCGUCGGCGCCACCACCUCGAAAAGAAUAGAAAUCCCCAGGAAUUUCUUUCGCAAGAAAAACUUCCGCCAUUCCAGAACCCUACAGUGGGUGAAAGCCACAUACACCCCUCGAAAAAUAAAGAGCAAAAUAUCCACAUCCCCCGAUAUGAACAGUUCGGAAGAGUUAUUAAAACAAAUCGAUGGAGAAUAG
This is a messenger RNA of Leguminivora glycinivorella, 1448 nucleotides long. RefSeq names its product photoreceptor outer segment membrane glycoprotein 2-like. Gene Ontology annotation, cellular component: membrane. The transcript is spliced from 6 exons. The coding region runs from base 330 to 1448 and encodes 372 amino acids. The record is from RefSeq and is a predicted model, not a curated record. NCBI's taxonomy places the organism in Eukaryota, Metazoa, Arthropoda, Insecta, Lepidoptera, Tortricidae. Gene Ontology annotation, biological process: visual perception.